Molecule: messenger RNA, 641 nt
Organism: Racocetra persica
Lineage: Eukaryota; Fungi; Glomeromycota; Glomeromycetes; Diversisporales; Gigasporaceae
Source: the annotation of a GenBank genome assembly
AUGUCAUAUGUACUUCGUUCUGCACGCGUUUCUGCCCUUUUAAAGUCUGGAGAAACAAAACCAAUAACCAUUAAAAAGCUCGCUGAAAAGGCUUCAGAUCAGAGCGUAACACAAGUAAGCAAAGAGGAAGCAAAAGACCAGGGCCUUUCUACUGAAACUGUAAUUGGACCUUUAAAGAAAGAAAGUGAAGUUAUUUAUGAGGUUGAAAAUAAACGUGAAAACAAUAAAACCAAAGAUGCAAAGAUUCAAACCCCCAAAAAAAAUACACGUAAAGAAAAACACGAAAUAAUUUACGCGCCAAGGUUUUCGGGCACAAAGAAAUUGGUUGGUGCUCAUGUUAGCGUUUCUGGAGGAAUUCAUAAUGCUAUAAAAUAUAGUUUAGCCCUUGGCGCAAAUGCAUUUGCCAUUUUCCUACGAAAUCAACGUAGAUGGGAUGCUCAACCUCUUAAUCCUGAACAUGUCUCUAUGUUUCGUGAAGGUUGUGAAGAGAAUAUGUAUCCACCUGGUUCUGUGCUACCUCAUGGAAGUUAUCUGAUCAAUCUGGGUAAUCCUGAUCAAGAAAAACGAGAAAAAAGUUAUCAAGCUUUUCUUGAAGAUUUGAAAAGAUGUGAAAUUUUGGGUCUCACUUUGUACAAUUUUCA